This is a messenger RNA of Ctenopharyngodon idella (grass carp), 6901 nucleotides long. It is a transcript of the gene bmp7a, whose product is annotated as bone morphogenetic protein 7a. The transcript is spliced from 7 exons. Gene Ontology annotation, molecular function: growth factor activity; cytokine activity. The record is from RefSeq and is a predicted model, not a curated record. Gene Ontology annotation, cellular component: extracellular region. Bases 2181 to 3308 code for a protein of 375 amino acids. Gene Ontology annotation, biological process: SMAD protein signal transduction. NCBI's taxonomy places the organism in Eukaryota, Metazoa, Chordata, Actinopteri, Cypriniformes, Xenocyprididae.
GUUUAGCAUUUAGCCUAGCAUUGAGAUAAUAGAAUGUUCUCUUGUUAACUUCUAAAGCCACUAUUUGUAAAGUUUGUUUUAUUUAUCUUUGAAUCAUCUUUUGGGGGCUUUUCUAAGCAAAUAUUGAUAUAUGUGAUUGAUUAACUGAUUGAUUGUCAUGUCAUGUAAUUAAUUUGAGUAAAACCUUUGAUUGAUAGUGCAUAUCCCACAACGAAAAAGGCUUGCAUCUGCGAGUGUAUGAUUGUUUUUACUCAACAGAGAUUAUAGCAAUUAAAACUGUUUGUUCUGCCAAGUGUGUUGGCCCUCAUUCCUGUCCUCAGAUCGAGAAUUAAAUGUAAGAAAACAGCACAUGGUGCAGCAUGCAUAUCUGAGCGCAGAUCAUUGCAUCAUAUGGUUUUUCACAUAAACGCACCAAACCUUACAAGCAAUUAUUGCCUCUAUAAAAUACCCAUGUUUUUCUUUCCACUGUUUAAUUGCGGUCAAACAAAUGACUCGCUAUUUUGAGUAUGCACAUACCUCAGAGUUCUUCCUCUCAGAGUGCUUUCCCCAGUAAUCGUGCUCUCGCAAGAUAGUUAGCUGUUGGAAAAGUCUCAAAUGCAUCUGUUCCCUAGUACAAGAUGUGCAUGAAAAGAUGAGAAAUCAUCAUGACUGAUUCCAUGCAUACCUGCAGGAGGUCACUUGAAAAACCUGGAGUGGGUGGAGGGGUGGUACUCAAGGACGAGUUGUAACAACAAGCAUUGUAAAAACAGCACAAUACCUCCAGGAAAUGUUCUGCUCAUGCCACCGUCAGACUGGAAAUUCUGAGGACGACCUCAGCUGGGUUAGGGCUGGGUGGAAACAACACAGGGGUUAAGUCUGUGUCGGCCAAGACUUAAUUAUGAUUUUUUUUCUCUCAGCAUGCAUGGAGAUACUUUAUUUUAGUCUCUCUUGCUGUUAAUGGGUGUGGAAUGUGGAUUAACACAGAUUCAGAUGCCAACUGCCAACAAAAGGGGAAAUUAGGCCUACCCCACUGAAAAGAUUAGAUUGGAACUGUUUGAAUUUCCCGGCUGGUCCAGAAGGUUAUUCUGGUAUGGUUAAGCUCGUUUCUUUGGUGAAGCUAGUUGAUCCCAGCAUCCACAACCCAACAUAUGCUGGUGAUAUGGUGGUCUUUUCAUCAGGAUAGGAACAACCUUGUUCUAGAUGUGGUCAGCCAUGUCUAGAAUAUUUGGAACAAGCCAGAUGCUACUCAAGACGGAAUUAGAUUAAUUUACCACAGUUAACAGGUCUUUCAGGUUAGUGUUGCAAGGAGUCUCCAUCUGAGCCACCAAUAUACUAUCUGAAUGUGCAUGUGUAUCCAUUACGUAUAUGUAUUUGUGGGGCACCACUGGUUUCCGGGCCAGGCAUUUUACAGAGCUUUUCUUGUGGUUGGCACAUGUGUGUGAUUGAAGUCUAUGGUGGGUGGGUGCAGGGCCUGUGGUUUCUCCCCCAGCUUCAGGCCCCGGGGUACCCAGCGCCCAGAUCAAUCACUGGCUUAUGGAAGCAAACAUUUCUUUUUUGGACACAGUGAUGUGGGUGAGGCAAUCAAGCGUAAGCAUUCAGUGUGACUCCACUGGUGACUUAUGCUGUGGUGUGAGUGUGUAUACUCAUUAGUUGGCAGCGCCAUUGCGAAGUUAAAUGAGACAAAAGCCUGUAGUUUACAUUGAGACCAAACCAACUAGAGUUUUUAACCAACUCAACACAUAUUCUGACAUUUUACAUAGAAAACUUCAAUGCAAAAUACCAGUAAAUAUGAGGUCAUGAAAACAUUGAUUGGGGGAGUCACUCCACAAACUCAGUAUUGGUCAAGUCAAGUCAAGUCAAGUCAUCUUUAUUUAUAUAGCACUUUUUACAAUGCAGAUUGUGUCAAAGCAGCUUUACAGUGAUAACUGGUAUAUAAUUUUGGCUGCACAGCAGCUCUUAAAGAAAAUGGUGUCAAUGCAGGCAGAUCAAAGCACUGUUGAAUAUCAAAUGUCAAGUGUCCCCAACUAAGCAAGCCAAAGGCGACAGCGGCAAGGAACCCAAACUCCAACAGGUGACAUCAGGUGGCAAACAGGUGUUAAAAUGGAGAAAAAAACCUUGGGAGAAACCAGGCUUAGUUGGGGGGCCAGUUCUCCUCUGGCGAACAGUGCUUUGUUACGAUUCAGAUAGCUAUCAUAAGUCCGAUGGGAUCGCAACAUUCAAAGUAUUUAUUCCAGUUCCAUCCAGUUGAGGAUAGUAUUCAUCACGCCGGUAUGGACGGUUUGUUGAGGAACUGUGCCACUGGCUGUCGUGUCAAUGAGGCCUUCACAGUGGAUGAUCUAGUUGACUCAAUCUCUGCUGAUACUUGGGGCUGCGUUAUGGUCAUGUCAAGGCGCAGGUCCUCGAUCUCACCUGGAUACGGCCCGGAUCCGGUUGACUACGUGGAUCCAGAUGAAGACCUUCAUUUGUAUCAUCAGCACCGUAGAGAGUUUCGCUUUGACCUCUCCCGCAUCCCAGUGGGAGAAACCGUGACUGCUGCAGAGUUCCGUAUCUACAAGGACUUUGUGCACGAGCGUUAUGAAAAUGAGACAUUCCGUGUCAGUGUGUUCCAGGUGCUUCGACAGCAGCCCAAAAGGGAGCUGUACCUGCUGGACUCACGAGUGGUAUGGGCGGCAGAAGAGGGAUGGCUGGUAUUUGACCUCACGGUCACCAGUAACCACUGGGUCAUAAACCCAGGUCAGAACUUGGGACUGCAGCUUUCUCUGGAAACCGCACAUGGUGAAAGAAUGAACCCAAGGAGAGCAGGUCUGGUGGGCAGCAGUGGACCUCAGAAUAAGCAGCCUUUUAUGGUAGCGUUUUUGAAAGCAUCAGGAAUCCACCUCCGAAGUGUACGCUCAGCAUCAGGAGACAAACAGAGGGGUCACCACCGUUCUAAAACCCCCAAACCUGGUGUUGCACCCAGCCAGGUGGCUUUAAAGACAGCUGAGGCCACAGAUGGUGCCAGUGUAGACCCCAAACAAGGGUGCAAGAAGCAUGAACUCUAUGUCAGCUUUAGAGAUCUGGGAUGGCAGGACUGGAUCAUUGCUCCAGAGGGUUACGCUGCGUACUACUGUGAAGGAGAAUGUGUGUUUCCUUUGAACUCUUAUAUGAACGCCACAAACCAUGCUAUUGUACAGACACUGGUCCAUUUCAUAAACCCAGAAACAGUCCCAAAGCCCUGCUGCGCUCCAACUCAGCUGCACGGUAUUUCCGUUUUGUACUUCGAUGACAGUUCCAAUGUAAUAUUGAAAAAGUACCGCAACAUGGUCGUCAGAGCCUGCGGAUGCCACUAAUCAUUACUUCUGCCCUUGGGAUUCAUAAAGGAUGGAAAAAAUAUGGGAUGCAAAUACUGAUUAUUUUGACAAUCAAGUGCCCAGGGAGGAAAGAGACUCAUUACUGGAGCAAAACUGGACUUUUCUGUUAGAAGAGAAUACCCUCAAAGCAUACAUUUUCAUGUAAAACUCAAAACUCCUGGAAUUGUAUGAGGUUGACCACAGCUGAGUCAAGUGUGUGGUGUUCUGGCUUUCAUUUCUGUAUAGAAAGCCAAGUUUGGAGUAUCAAAGAAGACAUGAGCAGAUACAGCGAGGAAAAAAAAAAAAAAAAAAAAACUGGCCUCAGAGAUUUAACCACACUGAUCAGGGAAGAUGCAAUUGAUUUAAGCAUGUUGCUCUAUAGAGAUUUAAUUAUAAAACCACUUGUACACACAAUGGCAUGAUUUCUGUAUAUAAUUCACUUAAGUAAUUUCUGGAUGUAAAUCCUGCCAUGACUAACCUUAUCAAUAAGCCUGAGACCACUAGUGAAAAUGCUUUUAUUUUGGUGAAAUGAAAAUGAUUUUAUUUUUUAAUAUUUUUACUUUAAAAUUUAUAUUAUAAGCAUAACAAUGUGAGUAAAAAUUUAAAUGAAAAACAAAUAUGAAUUUGAGAAUGUUUUAGUACUUGGCAUGUCCCCCUUCCAGCAUGAUCUGAAAAUAGAGCAUCUUGUGUGCUUCAGUGGGAGAAUUCAUAAUCUUUAAUAUUUAUUUUUAAGUUUUACAUCAAAAUUUGUUUAUUUCCAGGUUUAAAUAAGAUGUUAAAUCACAGAAAUUCCAUGUGGUCACAGACUUUUAGACCCCACUGUAUUUCAGCACAAGAUCUGGUGUCCGUUACAAUGAGUUGAAGCAAUGUUUUCGCUCUUCACAAAAUUGCACUAUUUCAGGACACUCAACAAACCCUUUCACAUAUGUUUAGCACUCGAUUAAACAGGACUGCAAAAAAUAUGAAAUUCAGUUUCAGUCUUGGGUUUGUCUUUGGUUUCGUCACAUACAUGAAAGAACACAUGUUUUCUCUCAGCAGUUAUCAGUCAUUCAGUCAAUAAAAAGACAUAUGCCUGGAUUUGGCCUUUCAGGCGUUUCAGAAGAGUCAAGCUCUUAGUUUUGUGUUUACAACUCCAUUGGAAAUUGAUUUCAUGUGAAUAUGUUUCAAUUACUUUGGAUCUCAUUUAUUAAUAAUUUUACAUACUUUUGUGCACAGGAUAGGUUCUCAUGCUAAAUUUCUGUCAGACUCAAUAUAUGUGUAUGUGCAUACUUUGUUCCCACCCUCAUUUUGCUGUUGGUGAAUCCAGUGUUAUACAAAAGUGUGAAUGCAAGAUCCUCAUUCCUCAAUACCUAAUCAAAAACAUCAGCACAUUAUCAUGAUAUCUUGUUUAUGCUAAUCAAAAGGGCUUUUCUUAACCAGUUAGCACUCUAUGCUAAGCUAGUAGGCUGUGCUGUUAUCUUGCUAACCGGAUGCUAACUGAAAACAUUAAGAAAAGGAAAUGUUUCAUUGUACUUUAGUUAUUAUAGUUACUGUAAUAUAAUAUGUAAUUUAAAACACAAUAACAUAUUUUCUUGAUUAAGACUAAAAAGAUAAAUGUAAUUUCUAAUCAGACACUAAUAGAGUAGGCCUACACAUUAAAAAAAAAAGUUUGAAGGAAACGUUUUUGGGUCCAUUGGGGAUAGUUUUCUGAAAAGAUCUUGCACAACACCAAAUCAUUCUAAAUGAGGGAACAUGCUGAACCACAAUAAACACCUUAUGAUAAAUUAAAAUUGAUUAAUAAUAUAAAUAAUCAUUAGCUCAGUAUAAAAAACUAUUGCAUAUGGUAAGUCCUCAUAAUGAAGUGUACCAACAUUUGUGUGUGUGUGUGUGUGUGUGUGUGUGUGUGUCUGGCAACUCAUGUCAUGUGUCAGUAUUGCAGUACGUGUCCACCUGCAGUAUCAGAGUCAUCACUUAGCUCGUCCUCGCCUGUGAAGAGCGGCCAAGCCAGCAGGUGGGCGGUAUCAGGGGAGAGCAUUUGGUUAUGAUCUGAACAUUGGGAAUAAAUCAAAUGAUAAAAUGAAAUGAAUAAAACUGUCUAAAGAGGAGCAGGUGCGAUAGAUUUUGGCAGACGAAAAUGUGACCCGUGCAGCUGUUCUUAAUAAUGUCGAUACAAUACAACAUUGUAGUGGUGCGUUAAAGAGAGGCUCCAGUGAUGGAAAAGAUGACUUUCGAAACCAGAUGUUUAGAGAACUGAAAAAACAUAUUAUAUGCCAUACAUUGUGUUUUUCAAUGUUGUGCAGAAAAUAUGUUUUAUCAUUAUGAAAAUUGCAAUACGAAAAAAUCACAAAGUGACCCCUUCACAUUAAUCAAACAAUGCAAAUGUAAAUAUUCUAUGAAAUUAUAUGUUUUGUGUUGGUUUAUUAGAGAGCUUUUGUUUAUGGGGUGGACAUGAGGAUGUUAAUGAUUAACCCUCUAGGCAUUAGGAAUUACAUAGACUCCCUUGUUAAGAAAAGAAUACAAGUAUACUACAUACACCUAUUUUCUGCCUACUAUCUUUUACAAAUAGGGUGUAAAACAGUAUGCAUUAUGCAAAUCGUUCAAGCAGUAGUAUGCUACAUUAUUGUUAUGCCCUCAUUAUUUUGCAUGUUAAAUUCAGCUAUAGUGGCAUCCAUUUAUAUCAUGAAGUCACGUACAUCUGAACGGGAGAGCUAACAGAUAGUUUCCCACAGAUAUUAUAAACAUCUGUGGGUUGUAUACUAUAUACAUGCUACAAAAUUCAGAAAUGCAUUCUAGAGGGCAUUUUAUUGCACACACACACACACACACACACACACACACACACACACACACAAAUGUAUACACUGAGAAAGAAAAUGAUGUCAUAAAUAUUUUCUUGCAUAUAUGCUAAGUUUAUUUUGAUUUAGAAGUACACUAGAAUAUAGAUUACCACCAAGCUAACAGAAAUUAAGUCCAAUGCCAAAAAAGUCAGAUAUUUGCACAGGGUUUUUAAGAUUUUCUUUAUACCAGUGUGUGAGCUUACAGGAAAUUAUACACUGCAAAAAAAAAAACAAAAAAAAAAACUAUUGUAAUACAAAUGUUUUUGAAAUAUGGUAUUUGUUGUUAGAAGGUCUGAUAUGUAUUUUGUAACUAAAUAAACUACCGUUCAAAACAUUUGGGGUUGAUAAGAUUAUUUUUUAUCUUUGAAAUAAGUCUCUUAUGCUCACCAAUAUGGCAUUUAUUUAAUCAAAAAUACAGUAAAAACAGUAAACAGUAUAUUGUAAAACAUAAUUUUAAAAUAAUUAUGUUUUAUUAUAACAUAUUUUAAAUUGUAAUUCAUUCCUAUAAUGGCAAAUCUGAAUUUUCAGCAGCCAUUACUCUAAUUACUAAUAUGCUGAUUUGGCUCAAGAAAUGUUUCUUAUUAUUAUUAUCAAUACUGAAAACAGCUGUGCUGUUUUAUAUUUUUGCAGAAAUCAUUAUUUAUUUAUUUAAAAAAAAUUUCAGGAAUCUUUGAUGAAUAGAACAUUCAAAAGUACAGCAUUUAUUUAAAGUAUAUGUAUUUUUUGCCUUUUAAGCCUUUUACUGUCACUUUUGAUCAUUUUAAUGCAUCCUUGCUA